Pelodiscus sinensis (Chinese soft-shelled turtle) is the source of this 2140-nucleotide messenger RNA. It is a transcript of the gene IGFBP3, whose product is annotated as insulin like growth factor binding protein 3. Gene Ontology annotation, cellular component: extracellular region. Gene Ontology annotation, biological process: regulation of insulin-like growth factor receptor signaling pathway. The record is from RefSeq and is a predicted model, not a curated record. NCBI's taxonomy places the organism in Eukaryota, Metazoa, Chordata, Testudines, Trionychidae. Gene Ontology annotation, molecular function: insulin-like growth factor II binding; insulin-like growth factor I binding; fibronectin binding.
CAAGAAGUUCAGCCGAAUGAGAGAACAGAUGGGAGCCUAGAGUUGCAGAGUAGAAGCCAAUAGCAGGCAACAAAGAGAAUAAAAAGGGAACUUUGCUCUCUUAAUUUAUUUUUUCUCCUUCAUUUCCCUUCUGCUCUCCUCUCUUUCCGUGAUCGUUUUGGGACCACGUUUCCUCCUAGCCAGACCAUUUUUGCUCGCUUUGGGUAUUUUUUGUUGUUGGCUUUUUUUUGUUUUGUUUUUGUAAUUUAUUUGCUUUUUCAAAGUGGUGCCUGCGGCAAGAAAUCAGUGUCAAAGCCAAGUGACCUGGGAGCUUUUUUGGAGGGCAGGAAGCUACAAGCCGUCUUGGGCGCUAAGCUGAUCUUCCUUCUCUUCUUAUCGAGGGGGGUCAACGGGGCUGCAGGUCUUCCCACUCAGGCAGGCGGGACCCGGUUGGGCUCGACCCUCUGUUAGGUGGGGGGUGCGCGAUUGGGGCUUGAGCCUUCUGCGCUGAUCCCAGCCCAUUCCGCGGCAGGGCUCUGUCCGGGUCUCUCCUUUUUCCUUGUGCCUGCUGCUCCCCCCUCCUGUGGUAGGGGGGCGGCUCUGCCCUGGGCUAGGUGCGUGUGUGGCUGCGGCUCUGUCCCUCUCUCCGCUCCUCGUCCCCUCUCCAACUCCCCCUCCCCCUUCCCCGGCGCUUGUUGCUAUGGUGUCGCGGCUCUGCGCGCUGUGGACAGUGGCAGCGCUGGCGCUGCUGAGCCGGAGGGCGGCGGCGGUGGGGCCGGUGGUGCGGUGCGAGCCGUGCGACGCGCGGGCGCUGGAGCAGUGCAAGCCGCUGGCGCCCGAGUGCUCCGAACUGGUGCGGGAGCCGGGCUGCGGCUGCUGCCUGACUUGCGCCCUGCCGGAGGGGCGCCCGUGCGGGGUCUACAGCGAGCGCUGCGGGAGCGGCCUCAGCUGCCAGCCGCGCCGAGGGGAGCUCCGACCCCUGCAGGCGCUGCUGGAGGGCAGGGGGCUUUGCACCAACGUGACCACGGGCAGCAAGCUGCGGACCUUCCUGCUGCAGGGACCACAUGGGCCAGGAAAUUCCAGUGAUUCAGAAGAAGACCAGAAUGCCAGUAGCAUAGAGAAUCAGGCCAUCCCUAGCUCUCCCAGGGUGUCAGAUUCCAAAUCACAUCCACCCCACACCAAAAUAGAUAUCAUCAGGAAAGAACAAGCCAAAAAUACUCAGCGCUACAAAGUGGAAUAUGAUUCACAAAGUACAGAUACACUGAAUUUCUCUUCUGAAUCCAAACAAGAGACUGAAUAUGGUCCCUGCCGUAGAGAAAUGGAAGACACAUUAAAUCACCUAAAGAUCCAGAAUGUCUUGAGUCCAAGAGGUUUCCAUAUUCCAAAUUGUGACAAGAAGGGAUUCUAUAAGAAAAAGCAAUGCCGCCCAUCCAAAGGCCGAAAGAGAGGCUAUUGCUGGUGUGUGGAUAAAUAUGGACAGCCACUUCCUGGAUAUGAUGGAAAAGGAAAAGGCGAUGUCCACUGCUACAACUUGGAAAGCAAAUGAAGGGCAGGUGCCAUCUCCUGUGGAAUCUGUGUGUGGCAUUUUGACCCAUCAGAGACCUUGGAGGGACUGGGGAAAAAAAGCGUGGACUGCAUUGGACUUGGAGUUAUGAGUUCUGCCUCCUACUGAUAUUGGGAGAUUCAUUGACUCUGUGGACUCUUCAGCUGCACCCUGUCACUGACACACUUCCUGCUUUCUACAGAACAUAUAGGGAGCUCUGAAUUCCCAAGUAAAUCUGCACUAUUUAUCCCCAGAAAGAAAAAAAAGGCACUUCAGAAUGGAUUCAGGGAGUCUCCACUGACUUUUUAAAAUAACGGCCUGUGACCAAUUUGAUCCCGAAAGAUACUGUGUUUUAUUUUUAAAGAAUUUAUAGAUUGUAAGCUCAUAAAAAUAUUAAAAAAACAAGGAUUUAAAGUUUAAGCUUUUUUAUACAGGUCUGACGGGAAACUUAUCUUCACGGGUAAAAUGUUUUAUAAAAAUCUCAAAGAACUUUUUAAAGAAACGUGUUUCUAAAAUAAAGACAUGGCUAUUUUUUCUGUAAAGUAUAUUAUGAAUAUUCUGUUAAUCUGUAUUUAAUAUAAUUGUUUUUUAAUAAACUUUAUUUAAAUGUAACGUGAA